Molecule: messenger RNA, 762 nt
Organism: Vicia villosa (hairy vetch)
Lineage: Eukaryota; Viridiplantae; Streptophyta; Magnoliopsida; Fabales; Fabaceae
Exons: 1
Coding region: 162-650 (162 amino acids)
Source: RefSeq, a predicted model, not a curated record
UUCUAUAGGUCUACAUUGCUUGUUGAGUUAACCUAAACAAAUCUUGAUAAGCACUCAAAGAACAAAAAGAGCUUCAAACUCUUAACACCAAACCAAGCCCCUUUACUUCCAAAUUCACAACCACUUCUCAACAAAACAACAUUCUUCUUCUUCCAUCAACCAUGUCUCUUCAACCUCCACCACAACAACCUGUUCAAGUCUACCCAACCGCAGUCACAAACCAACCAUCUUCUCAUCAUUCAAACGGAAACUAUGGUCCGGUUUUCAUCGUCCUCGCAAUACUACUAGUCAUUUCAGUUAUCGGUUGCUUCCUCGGACGCUUAUGUAACCGACGCAAACAUAAUAGCAACAAUAAUCAAGACCGUCCACGCGACGCUCCUUUGAGACGGCCGGUUAAGCCGAGUAGGCAGCAGCAGAUUCAUGAUUUGCAAUCAAGAGAAGAAGAGGAUGUUGAACUUGGUGGGAUUGAUAAAAGAAGGCCUCCGCAGAUAAUUACAAGACCUAGAGUUGUUGCUUUUGAACCAGAAGGUAGAGGUUUUCAGCCACAUGGAAAUGAUAAUGGUGGUAACGGUAACGGUAACGUGCGUGAUUUUGACAUGAAAUCUGAUCAUGAAGGUGAUCAUCAGUUUAGAUCAGGUUUAAGACAAUGAUAUGAAACUAUCUAUAUACAAUCUCUAGUAACUUAAUUAUUAUAAGUAAAUAUUCACUUUUUAAUUUUAUUAGAUAAUUAAUAUAUUAUAUAUAAAUUUGAUAUAUUAGUUA